This is a messenger RNA of Rana temporaria (common frog), 3834 nucleotides long. RefSeq names its product KAT8 regulatory NSL complex subunit 1-like. The transcript has 17 exons. NCBI's taxonomy places the organism in Eukaryota, Metazoa, Chordata, Amphibia, Anura, Ranidae. Gene Ontology annotation, cellular component: NSL complex. The coding region runs from base 521 to 3220 and encodes 899 amino acids. Gene Ontology annotation, molecular function: histone acetyltransferase binding. The record is from RefSeq and is a predicted model, not a curated record.
CGGGCUGAUGGGAAUCGUAGUUCUGGAUGGAACUAAAGGGCGAAAAAGAAUAUAAUAUAGAAAUAAAUUCAUAGAUUUAGCGAUUGCUCCAUCUUCUAAAUCAAAAUGGAGGCUCCUUCCAGGGGGGGGUUUAAUUUUAAGAAGAGGCGAAAAGAGCGACACAUUCGGAUGACGGGUUUUCUACGAAUUCGCAGGCUAAAGUUUUAUAUAUAUAUUAAAAAGAAGAAAAAAGUAUGAUCUACCUGGAUAAAAGGUCCUGGAGUCAGAAGUGUAAAGAUCACAAUAUGGAGCUGCUGAAAAUGAUCUGGAGUUUGGCCAGGAUGAAUUCCUCCCGCUUUCUACAUCUAAUUUGUGUUAUGGCUGCCAUGACGGCACCGUAUUUGGCACAUCAUCAUCUCAUGGCCUCGGGGUCUUCUGGAUCCAGGUGUAUCUCCUUGGAGUUGCCCUGGGGAGGUGUGGCCAACUUCACCCUCCCCCAUUGGGGAAGCACCCCCCUCCCCUGCCCUCUUCCCUGUGCUGAAUGGCUGCGAUGGCACCUGCUCUCACUGACCCUGCCCCUGACGCCCACAACCUGCACUUCAAGCUGGCGCCUCCAUCGUCCUCCCUCCCCCUUGGUGAGACCAACGGCGGCUGUCUUCCUCCACCGGCCCCGCCAGACCUGGUAACGAACUACGGCGGAACACCUGGAAAGGAGACCCUGAAACUGGGUGGGGUGUAUACUCCACGGUCCAUCUUGUCUCAGUCACUCUGCAGGGGGCGUUCCUCCAUUCUGGAGUUCAACCUGGAGGAUCUGAGAGGCAUUACCAAUUCCAGUAGAGGGGGCCAAGGUGGACCUCUGAAUGGACUGGCUAAAAGACCUGCAAAGCCAGCAGUGGACAAGCCCCCGAGUCUCUCUAUUCCUGCACUGGAGCCUUGGAUGAAAGCCCCACCGGUUCCUCCAGGAUCUCCUGAUGAGGAACACGAGCAAAAGGGUUCUCGCAUGGAGAAUGGCUCCGACGCUCGUCUUAAAGCCUUGUUACAGCGCCAUGGGGAGAUGGAAAAGAGGGCGCGGUCUAUCCAAAAGCGGCUCCAGGUGGUCCAGGCAAAGCAGGUUGAGCGCCAUCUCCACCAACAGUUAGGCGGUUUAGUCGGGGCUGCCUUUGGCCGCAACACGGAACCGUCUCGUUCCCGAUUGACUGUGGUAACCAGGAAAGCUGAUGCUCAGCGCCGAGGAGAGGCUGGAAGUGUCGUCUCGGAGGCCAUUUUAAAGGGAUCAGCAGCUGAACUUGAAAGGUUAAGUUGUUCCGGCAGCGCCACUUUGCGGGUCUGUGAGCGAGGCUUUGACUCGGACGCCACAGAAAGUAGCUCAGGCGGCGACUCGGACGUGGAAGAGGACGAACUGGGCCAAGUGGACCCGCAGCAGAGCCACGUGCCACUGAAAAGGCGCUGUGAGUGGACCUGGGCUCGGGAGCGGGCAGAUGUUGUGAGUCGGUGGAACUGGUUACAGGCUCACGUCUCCGACUUGGAAUACCGUAUCCGGCAACACACGGACUUCUACAGACAGCUGCGAGCCGGGAAGGGCCAGGUUCUCCUUGGUGAUGCCAGUCCUUCAGAAAGCUGUUUGGGAGACUCAUCGCAUAUUUCACCAGACAGCAGAACCGCAAUCUCUACACCCCCAUCAGCAGACCCUGAACGAAAGGCCGACACUGGAACUACAGAACCGAAAAUCCUGCAGAAGCCCAUUAAUGGAGUUGUUAUGCUGCCCCAGCGUUCAUGCUCGGAGAUUGAAGAGCAGACCUCCACCAAGUCCACCGCUACCAUAUCGGACAGCAGCUGUGUGUGUGCAAGAACAAGGCCUGUCCUCCACUGCAAGAGGAGGAGGGUGGUGAGGCCUGACCGGAUCCUUCCUCUUCAUCGGAAGGUCCAGAGCGGUGUCCCACGACCCUGCGAGGUCUCCUCAUCAUGUGUAAUGUGUGCCACCUUCCCGGGGCUCUCUACCCAGUUCCCAUACAGUGAUCCCUUGUCUGAACGUUUAACGCUGAUGGAUCCCGCCAUUCACCCGGUUCUCUCCUUCCCAGCUGAUGUUCCAGCUGGUCUGCGAUUCCAUGCUCUCCUCCGUUCCCACAACAAGAUGGACAGAUUGAAAUCCGGCAAAAAACUAAAGCAGCGUUCUUCGAAUUCAGUCUCCACCACCGAGAUUCCACGCACAGACCGCUCCCUUGGAGUUUUACAUACUCACAAACUAACUCUACACAGGCCUUUUCCUGAGCUGUCUUCGAAGCAGCACUUGGAAUCCCUACAACGCUCCUUAAAGUGUGACAGAUCACAAGCUCUGAAACCUGAGCGCUCACUUAUUCUCCCUCUACCCCAUCAGAAGAAACGUCAGUUCAGCCCAAUAGAUAGAGAUGGGCGACACGAGAUGGAUCCAGCAGGGCCAAGUCUUGCAGCAGAUAUUGCCCCAUCUCCGUCUCACACCCCUCUCUCACGCCAGCUCUCCACACCAUCGGAUUCAUCCUCACUCAGUGCUGCAGCUGCGGCUGCCAGGAAGAGGCGGUUGGAGACAUCAUAUGACAUUGACAAUAUUGUGAUACCUAUGUCGGUAGCAGCCACCACCAGGGUGGAGAGACUGCAGUACAAGGAGAUCCUCACUCCCAGCUGGCGUGUUGUUAAAAUCACUCCUCUGACUCCAAAUUCAGAUAAGGACAUAGACGAGUUGGAGGAUCUCUCAGAUUCAUCUUUUGCCGCUUUGCAUGCAAAGUGUGAAGAGUCGGAACGGGCGAGGUGGGUCAGCACUAGCCUCCCACCUCAACGUCGGGGCAGCAGGACUCAUCGGACAUCUGAAGGCUCUAUGACCCCUCAGUCUUUCUCAAUGCAGCCACCCUCUCCUGACACCAGUAGCUGGCAGGCUGUGUCUGACUUCUCUCCGCUCAGCCCCGACGUCUUGUCUGCUCCUCCCACGCCCACUUCAAGGGACACUCCGCGUCUGAUCUCCGAGGAGACACAGAGCUCCGUGUCAGACUCAGGUUAUGAAGAGACGACUGUACAUCCCUGGGAGAAGAGACACUUUCCCCUUACCUAUACCCCAAAACCAGAAAUUGCGGGAACCAGCGAACCUACAGACUGGGGAGCUCCACGCCCCUCGCGCCGAUUAUCCUGCAGCUCCCGAACUGCCAAAGACACAGAGGGACCCCCUUCCUCUCCGCCCUGCCCUUCCUCCAGACCGCGGCCCCUUCACAGAUAAAGAACAGUGGCGGGUGAAAAACUUGCAAAGGAAAAUAAAAAAAAUCUAUAUAAAUAUAUAUAAAUCCGACAAGACAAUUUGGCUUCAGAAGAAUCCUCUGUUUGAUAUUCAAACUUUAUCCCCGGAGCAGAGCGCCAGUUUCACAGUUUUUAGUGAAUUUAAGAACUUUAGAGAUCUGUUACCUUCUCCUCGUUAUCUUUGUUUCUUGUUUUUGUUCUUUUUUUUUUUUCUUUUUCCUUUUAAUCAAGCUAUGUUGUAUGUGUGACACCGUGUACUUAACCUGCUGCCGUCCCUCCGGCUCUCUGUGUGCAGCUCAGGAGUCGGAGGUGCAGUUGCUGCAGUUUGUGGCUCCCCAUUUUCCCUAAUGCCUGAACAGUGUGUGCUUGUAACAGUUUGUUCCUACUAGCUCCUCAAGUGCGGCUGCAGCUGAGGUAUCAGAGACGAGGGGGAAGGGCUUAUGGCAUCUCAGAUCCCACCCAUGAGGUACCUCUAUGUUCUUGUAAUCUUAAGAAAGCACUUAUUUCCACGGCAGGAUGAUCUAGGGCAGUGAUGGCUAACCUUGGCACCCCAGAUGUUUUGGAACUACAUUUCCCAUGAUGCUCCACUACACUGCA